Molecule: messenger RNA, 6366 nt
Organism: Python bivittatus (Burmese python)
Lineage: Eukaryota; Metazoa; Chordata; Lepidosauria; Squamata; Pythonidae
Source: RefSeq, a predicted model, not a curated record
AUGAAGUGUCCAAGCAGUCUUACUUGGACCCUGGUGACAUUAUUGAUAAUUUCUGGAAAAAACUAUGGAUCUGAUUCUGGUGAAAAAAACAGACCCAAAAGGAACAUUAAUCAGGCACAGCCUCGCAUGUCCUCUGAAGAGGGCAAUUUAGUCUUCCGCACCGGCUCUGCCAAGAAUAUUGAGUUCAGAACUGGAUCACAGGGCAGAAUAAAACUUAAUGAAGAAGACCUUGCUGAUACUUUUAGUCAGAUCCAAAGGAAUAAAGAUGAAAUUCUAGAACUAAAAAGACUCACCAGCAUCUCUCACAAUGUUUCUAGUCAGAUCACUCAGCUUCAGUCCCAGAUUGUGAAUAUUGAAGGCAGACUUCGGAAGCUUGAGCAGACCUUCCUAAAAACAGCCUGUGACAGCAACCCUUGCCAGAAUUCUGGAACCUGCAUAAAUUUACUCGAUGCUUUUUUUUGUCUUUGUCCCAACAAUUGGCAGGGGACAUUUUGUUCUGAUGAUGUUAAUGAAUGCCAGAUUUAUGAGGGAACACCCUUAGGCUGCCAGAAUGGAGCGACAUGUGUAAAUAAUCCGGGUAGUUACAGUUGCAUCUGUACACCAGAAACGUAUGGACAACACUGCACAUCCGAAUUUAACGAUUGUCAAGGAGGAUCUUCUCCCCUUUGUGGACAUGGGGUUUGUGUGGAUGGAAAGAGAGAACAGCUCAACCAGCCAAAUUAUACUUGUAUCUGCGAUCCUGGCUGGAUGUCGCCUCCAGGGAGCCCUGCUUGCAGUGCUGACAUUGAUGAAUGCAGCCUCCCGAGCCCACCCUGCUCAGUGGAUCCUCCUGUACAGUGCAUCAACACACCAGGCUUCUAUUACUGUGGUCCUUGUCCAGGAGGCUAUGAAGGUGAUGGAAAAGUAUGCACACUGCUUAACAUAUGCUCAGUCAACAAUGGGGGUUGCCAUCCACUUGCUGCAUGCAACAGCACAUCAGGCUUUGUACCUAAUUGUGUUUGCCCAGAUGGCUAUACCGGGAAUGGUUAUGGUUCAGAUGGAUGUUUUCUCCUAAGCACUAUAUGCCAAACACACAAUCCUUGUGUAAAUGGACAAUGCCUUGCUACAGUCUCUGGCUAUAACUGUGAGUGUGAUCCUGGUUGGGUUGGUACUAACUGUGCAGAAAACAUUGAUGAGUGUUCCAGCAACCCUUGUCAAUAUGGAGGAAGCUGCACUGAUCAGGUGAAUGGCUACUCUUGUAAAUGUACAGAUGGCUGGACUGGACCCCAAUGUCAAAUACCCCAGCAAGCUUGUGGAAGAUCAUUUUUUAACUCAACAGGGUCAUUCAGCUACCCUAACAAUCCAGGGGAUGUGCAGUAUAAUCAGCAGGUCAACUGUAAUUGGGUUGUCAGGACCAGUUAUAAUAAGGUCCUGCGUAUCACCUUCUCAUUCUUCCAUCUGCAAGAGAGUAGCAGCUGUAGAACUGACUUUCUCCAGAUUCAUGACGGGGACUCGACAUCUGCAAAUCUGCUGGGGAAAUACUGUGGAUCAGAUCAUCCACAGGAGCUUUUUAGCAGUCACAAUUCUUUGUAUUUUGCAUUUCACUCUGAUCGCAUGAUUAGUGGAAGGGGAUUUACAGUUCACUGGGAGUCUCAACAGCCUACAUGCGGUGGAGAACUGACUAGUACUCAUGGAACAAUUAACUCACCGGGCUAUCCUGGCAACUACCCUCCCAACAGGGAUUGUUACUGGAUCAUCUCAACUAAUCCCGGUCUUCUUAUCACAUUUGCUUUUGGCAUAUUAAGUCUUGAACAUCAUGAUAACUGUACCCAAGAUUAUCUGGAGAUCCGAGAUGGCCUUCUCUCUGGAGAUCCCCUCCUUGGGAAAUACUGCAGUACUGUGGUACCACCUCCUCUUGAAACCACUGGGCCAUAUGGCUGGAUUCAUUUUCACUCCAAUGCUUAUGAUAGCGAUAGAGGAUUCCAUAUCACAUACAUGACAUCACCUGCGGAUCCCAACUGUGGAGGGAACUAUAUGGAUAGCAGUGGGGUCAUCAUGUCUCCCUACUGGCCCCAUUCUUAUCUGAAAAACAGACAGUGUGUUUACAUCAUUCGACAGCCACUCAAUGAAAAAAUCUACUUGAAUUUCACACACCUGGAACUGGAAAGCUAUCCUGACUGCUCCCUGAACUAUAUUGAGAUCCGAGAUGGUGACACUGAGAAGGCUCCCUUCAUCAACAAAUUAUGUAGAAGUGAGCUUCCUUCCACAAUCACUUCCAGUCAAAACAGCCUCUGGAUCAAGUUCAAAUCUGAUAUUUCAGCUAAUACAUCUAGCUUCAAGGCCACUUAUGAAGUUGCUUGUGGGAGUUCCUUGUUUGGCAAAGGGGUUAUCAGAUCUCCCUACCUUACCAGGCCAUUGUCAAAAGGCCUUAUCUGUGAAUGGAUCAUAUCUGAACCUGAAGGCAAUGUUGUGAUUCUUAAUUUCACUGAUUUUCGCAUCCAUAAUGUCACCACCUGCAAUUCAGAUUAUGUGGAGAUCAGAGAUGGCAACAAUGCAAAUUCUCCUUCUUUGGGAAAAUACUGUGGGGCAACUGUACCAUCUGUGGUUCAUUCAAGACGUAACUCUCUUUAUAUAAAAUUCAGAGCUUCGUCUGGUACACAUCUUGGCUUCAUAGCUGAAUACAGAUCUUUUGAUAUAGCAUGUGGAGGGAUUCUCACAGAGCCUGAUGGGAUUCUUGCAAGCCCUGGCUAUCUAAACAUUUACCCACAUGGUAUCAGAUGUUUAUGGACAAUAAUAGUGCAGCCAGGCAAUUUAAUUCAUCUGACCUUCACCUAUUUUUCCUUGGAAUUUGGUUACGAAUGCUACAGAGAAUAUCUUGACAUCUAUGACAACAGCACUAUGACAAAGAUAGGGCGGUACUGUGGCAGGUCCAUUCCACCAUCUAUUACUAGUAGUGGCAACACUGUAACUUUGCAUCUUGUGACAAAUCACAACAUGGCAUCAAAGGGAUUCUCAGUAAAUUAUGCUUCAAUGAAUGCAUCUACAGUAUGUUCACAUGAAUACACAGUAGCCUCUGGUGUGCUAACAUCACCAAACUUUCCAAACAAUUAUCCAGGCAGAAUGGCAUGCAUAUACAAGAUCCGUGUGGCAAACAAUAAACAAAUUGCUUUGCAUUUCACCAAUUUCUCUGUGGAGAGUGGAGCCAUGUGUCUGCAUGAUUAUCUUGAAAUCAGAGAUGGAGGCUAUGAAACAUCCCCCUUACUUGGAAAGUAUUGUGGCUCCUCAUUGCCUCCUGUUACCAUUUCCCAUAGUAACAAUCUGUGGAUAAAGUUUGUGAGUGACGUAUAUUUAACAAGUACUGGAUUCUCAGCUUACUGGGAUGGAACAUCAACAGGUUGUGGUGGAAUCCUUACAACUUCUUCUGGAAUGUUCAUGUCUCCGAACUAUCCUAUGCCAUAUUACCAAAAUGCAGAAUGCUACUGGCUGCUGAAGUCAAGUCAUGGAAGUGCACUUGAAAUCCAUUUUGAUCAGUUCCAUCUGGAGUCUCAUACAUAUUGUCGCUUUGAUUAUCUUGCUGUGUACGAUGGUGACAGCAGCAACAGUAAAAUGUUAGGCAAAUUUUGUGGUAAGCAGGUGCCACCCACAAUACGUUCUUCUAGCAACAAUUUGUAUAUAAAACUAAGGACAGACCGGUCUUUAAAUGGAGGAGGUUUCCUUGCUCAUUUUAAGCAAGUUUGCCAGGGAGUAGUAAUUGCCAACCGUUCCCAAGGCAUUUUGGAGAGUUUGGGCUACCCUGACAACUAUCCUCCAGAUGUAUAUUGCAACUGGACCAUCCAAACUACAGCUGGUAACACCCUGAGCUACAGUUUCCAAGCACUUAGCACAAAAGGGGGUGAAAGGUGUGAACGUGAUCAUUUAAAGCUUUAUGAUGGGCCCAAUGCUCAAUCCAAUUUGAUUGGCAUAUUUUGCGGAGAUAGUGAUCUCCCAUCUGGAGGUACCACGAAUUCCAGUCUUCAUGUGGCGUUUUUCUCUGAUCAAAUAGAUGAGUCUACUGGAUUUCAGAUGCUAUGGAAAGUAAAUGGGUGUGGUGAAGAAUUCUCUGAGCCAUCUGGAUCUUUCCAUAGCCCUGGCUAUCCAAAUAAGGACCCGCAGAAUAGGGAAUGUCACUGGUAUAUUCACACAGCCCCAGGUAGUAGCAUUCAAUUGACUAUUCUGGAAUUUGAUGUGGAAUAUAAUUCAAGUUGCAACCAUAAUGUUCUGGAGAUCUAUGGUGGACCUGACUUAUCUUCACCUAGGCUGGCCCAACUUUGCAUUCCAAGAUCAUUACAGAAUCCUCUGUAUGUCUCUAGCACUGGAAAUGCAGUUACAGUCAGGUUCAAAACAAGUGGGAGAAUGAACAGAAAAGGAUUCAAUGCCAGCUGGGAAGAGAUAGCAGGAGGCUGCGGAGGCGUUUUCCAAGUUCCGCAAGGUGAAAUUUACUCUCCAAACUACCCUCAACCUUACAGCAACAACACAGACUGCUCUUGGGUCCUCCGUGUUGAUGAGGGUCACCGUAUUGAGCUGAACUUCACAGAUGUACAGAUAGAGUCUCACAGGACAUGCAGCUAUGAUUAUGUUGCAGUUUUUGAUGGUCCAAAUAGGGAAGCUCCACUUCUUGGAAAAGUCUGUGGUCGGCAGCAGCCUCCCCCUUUCACAUCUACCCAAAAUACCAUGUUUGUGCGGUUUCGCUCUGAUGCAUCUAUACAUCUCCGAGGCUUUCGAGCUUGGUUCACUGAAGCUUGUGGAAGUGUCUUAGAAGCUGAUUCAGUUGGUGCAGCCAUUUCUUCUCCUCUGUAUCCAGCAGUAUACCCAAAUAAUCAGAACUGUAGCUGGAUUAUUCAAGCCCAAGAACCAUUUAACCAUGUUACAUUAUCAUUCACUGACCUUGAGAUUGAAAACGAUAUGCAUAACUGCAGCACUGAUUAUGUAGAAAUUCGGGAAGGAGAUAAUUCCAAUGCUCCUUUGCAAGGGCGUUAUUGUGGCUCCACAAUGCCACUUCCUGUUACUUCUUUUGGCAAUGCUUUAUCCAUCAACUUUGUCUCUAAUAAUGCUACCAUAGCAAAAGGGUUCCGUGCCACUUUUGUUGCAUCAACAUCUGCUUGUGGGGGUACCUUCCACAUGGAGAGAGGAGCCUUCAAUAGCCCAAGCUUUCCUGAGCCUUAUCCACUGAACGUUGAAUGUGUCUGGAACCUUCUGAGCUCCCCUGGCAACCGGCUCCAGCUGUCUUUCACGGACUUUCAGGUGGAAGAAAGUGAAGGCUGUACCAAAGACUACAUAGAAAUUAGGGAAGGCAACUUCAGUGGUUCUCUGGUGGGACGCUACUGUGGGAACUCUUUGCCAGUGAAUUAUACCUCAAUUACUGGACACAUUCUCUGGAUGAAGUUUGUCUCAGAUGGCUCUAUCAGUAGAAGGGGAUUCCAGGCCACAUUUGCUCACUUAUUUGGAAAUAAUAUUGUCGGAACAAAUGGACAAAUUGCUUCUCCACUGUGGCCUAGAAAGUACCCUCACUUCUCCAACUAUCAGUGGAUGAUAACUGUGAAUGAAAGGCAAGUUAUCCAUGGUGAUAUCUCACAAAUGGAUAUUGAGGAUUUGAGUAAUUGCUAUAAAGAUAAGUUGAAGAUUUAUGAUGGACCAAAUACACAUUCUCAUCUCAUUGCAACAUAUUGUGGGAUAGCACUGUCUUCUUUCACCUCCUCUGGAAACUCUGUCACUGUCCAGUUCAUCUCUGAUUAUUCUGUAAAUGGAAAGGGUUUUCUUUUGGAUUGGUAUGCAAUGGAAACGCCAACGAAUGUUGAAAACAACUUGCCUAUAGGUGCCUGUGGAGGUCUCCUAACAGCCAGUGAAGUACCUUUAUUCCUGUUCUCACCAGGCUGGCCCUCAAAGUACAGAAAUUUUGCAGAUUGCACAUGGCUUAUCAGAGCACAAGGCUCAACAGUGGAGUUCAACAUCCUGGCUUUGGACAUAGAGUCUCAUGGCUCAUGCAAUUAUGAUAAACUUGUCUUCAGAGAUGGGGACAAUGGUCUUGCACCAGUUCUAUCCACUGUAUGUGGACGUGAAGUUCCUGGCCCAAUAAGGUCAACUGGGGAUGCCAUGUUUAUUCAGUUCACUUCAGAUUCAAGUACUACUGGUGCUGGAUUUAAUGCUUCUUUCCACAAAAGUUGUGGAGGCAUUUUGUAUGCAGACAAAGGUGUGAUCACUUCACCCAACUAUCCCCAAAGCUAUCCUCCAAAUCUCAAUUGUUCUUGGCAUGUUCUGGUCCCGGAUGGCUUCAUCAUUAGCAUCCAUUUUGAACAACCAUUCCAUGUACUGAAUGAUGAUGCUUUCUGCAACCAUGGAGAUUAUGUUGAG